This is a messenger RNA of Vicugna pacos (alpaca), 4659 nucleotides long. RefSeq names its product TAO kinase 2 (gene TAOK2). Gene Ontology annotation, biological process: protein phosphorylation. NCBI's taxonomy places the organism in Eukaryota, Metazoa, Chordata, Mammalia, Artiodactyla, Camelidae. Gene Ontology annotation, molecular function: protein serine/threonine kinase activity; ATP binding. The record is from RefSeq and is a predicted model, not a curated record. Gene Ontology annotation, cellular component: cytoplasm.
UCUUGGAAUUGGGAGGAAGAGGGAGAGGGAGACCGGGACGAGACCGGGGCUGUGGUGCGGAGAGAGGCUGAGACUGAGAAGAAGAGAGACAGAAGGCGCGGGGACCGCCCUUAGCUACAAGCUUUCAGCUAUCCUCAGGAGAAAGAAGGGGAAAGGGAGGAGGCCGCGGCGGGAGUAGGGGCUGUCACCCUCGGACCCCGGCGUGAGAGGGGCCGUGCGGUCGGACGUCCUCGGGGUAGGCCCCCUGUCGGUGGCCGAAGACCUGGGGCUCAGUCCCAUCGGUCCUGAAUUUCCGGGCUUGACCCCACGCUUCUCAGAUAUCGGAGUAUCAGCCCCUCAGAUUCUAGAUAUCCGAGACUCGGGUCCAACCUCUCUAAACCUGGGGCUGUUUCAUAGGAUUUCAGUUAUCUGGGGUUCAAGACCCUCCGUGGACCAGUAUCCGGGGUUCAUUCCCCACGAAUUCAGAAAUCAGAUUAAGUCUCCCCGCGUUCAGAUAUCUGGGGUUCAGACCCCACAAUCAGAAAUCCGGGAUUCAGCAACUGUCGCCCUCGAGGAGGAGGAGGACUGGACCGCGAGGUCAGAUCAGGUUGUCACCCCCUCCCCUCCAGGGGAGGCUUCCCGGGCCCGCCCCUCAGGAAGGGCGAAAGCCGAGGAAGAGGUGGCAAGGGGAAAGGUCUCCUUGCCCCUCUCCCUGCUUGGCAGAACCGCUGGAGGACCCCAGGAGGAGGCGGAGGCGCUGGGGCACCAUAGUGACCCCUACCAGGUCAGGCGCCACUCUCAGGGCCCCCAGGGGCCACCAUGCCAGCUGGGGGCCGGGCCGGGAGCCUGAAGGACCCCGAUGUGGCUGAGCUCUUCUUCAAAGAUGACCCUGAAAAGCUCUUUUCUGACCUCCGGGAAAUCGGCCAUGGCAGCUUUGGGGCCGUGUACUUUGCCCGGGAUGUCCGGAAUAGUGAGGUGGUGGCCAUCAAGAAGAUGUCCUACAGUGGGAAGCAGUCAAAUGAGAAGUGGCAGGACAUCAUCAAAGAGGUGCGGUUCCUACAGAAGCUCCGGCAUCCCAAUACCAUUCAGUACCGGGGCUGUUACCUGAGGGAGCACACGGCUUGGCUGGUGAUGGAGUAUUGCCUGGGCUCAGCUUCUGACCUUCUAGAAGUGCACAAGAAACCCCUUCAGGAGGUGGAGAUUGCAGCUGUGACUCACGGAGCCCUUCAGGGCCUGGCUUAUCUGCACUCCCACAACAUGAUCCAUAGAGAUGUGAAGGCUGGAAACAUCCUGCUGUCAGAGCCAGGCUUGGUGAAGCUGGGGGACUUCGGCUCUGCAUCUAUCAUGGCACCUGCCAACUCCUUUGUGGGCACCCCAUACUGGAUGGCUCCAGAAGUGAUCCUGGCAAUGGAUGAGGGGCAGUAUGAUGGCAAGGUGGAUGUCUGGUCCUUGGGCAUAACCUGCAUUGAGCUGGCGGAACGGAAACCACCGCUGUUUAACAUGAAUGCGAUGAGUGCCUUAUACCACAUUGCACAGAACGAGUCCCCCGUGCUCCAGUCAGGACACUGGUCUGAGUAUUUCCGGAAUUUUGUCGACUCCUGCCUUCAGAAAAUCCCUCAAGACAGACCAACCUCAGAGGUUCUUUUGAAGCACCGUUUUGUGCUCCGGGAGCGGCCACCUACAGUCAUCAUGGACUUAAUCCAGAGGACCAAGGAUGCUGUUCGGGAGCUGGACAACCUGCAGUACCGCAAGAUGAAGAAGAUACUGUUCCAAGAGGCACCCAAUGGCCCUGGCGCUGAGGCCCCAGAGGAGGAGGAGGAAGCAGAGCCCUACAUGCACCGGGCUGGGACGCUGACCAGUCUAGAGAGUAGCCACUCAGUGCCCAGCAUGUCCAUCAGUGCCUCCAGCCAGAGCAGCUCCGUCAACAGCCUAGCAGAUGCUUCUGACAACGAGGAGGAAGAGGAAGAGGAAGAAGAGGAGGAGGAGGAGGAGGAAGGCCCUGAAGCCCGGGAGAUGGCCAUGAUGCAGGAAGGGGAGCACACAGUCACUUCCCACAGCUCCAUCAUCCACCGGCUGCCGGGCUCUGACAACCUGUAUGAUGACCCCUACCAGCCAGAGUUGACCCCCGGCCCUCUCCAGCCACCUGCAGCCCCGGCUCCCACCUCUACCACCUCUUCUGCCCGUCGCCGGGCCUACUGCCGCAAUCGGGACCACUUUGCCACCAUCCGUACUGCCUCCCUGGUCAGCCGACAGAUCCAGGAGCAUGAGCAGGACUCAGCUCUGCGGGAGCAGCUGAGCGGCUAUAAGCGUAUGCGACGACAGCACCAGAAACAGCUGCUGGCGUUGGAGUCGAGGCUGAGGGGUGAACGUGAGGAGCAUAGUGCACGGCUGCAGCGGGAGCUCGAGGCACAGCGGGCUGGCUUUGGGGCUGAGGCAGAAAAGCUGUCACGGCGGCACCAGGCCAUCGGAGAAAAGGAGGCGCGAGCUGCCCAAGCUGAGGAGCGUAAGUUCCAACAGCACAUCCUCGGGCAGCAGAAGAAGGAACUGGCCGCCCUGCUGGAAGCGCAGAAGAGAACCUACAAACUUCGGAAGGAGCAGCUAAAGGAGGAGCUUCAGGAGAACCCCAGCACUCCCAAGCGGGAGAAGGCUGAGUGGCUUUUGCGGCAGAAGGAGCAGCUACAGCAGUGCCAGGCAGAGGAGGAGGCUGGGCUGCUACGGCGGCAGCGCCAGUACUUUGAGCUGCAGUGUCGCCAGUACAAGCGCAAGAUGCUGCUGGCUCGUCACAGCCUGGACCAGGAUCUGCUGCGAGAGGACUUGAACAAGAAACAGACACAGAAGGACUUGGAGUGUGCAUUGCUGCUACGGCAGCAUGAGGCCACACGGGAGCUGGAGCUACGGCAGCUCCAAGCUGUACAGCGCACACGGGCUGAGCUCACCCGCCUGCAGCACCAGACGGAGUUGGGCAACCAGCUGGAGUACAACAAGCGGCGUGAGCAAGAGUUGCGGCAGAAGCAUGCAGCCCAGGUUCGCCAGCAGCCCAAGAGCCUCAAAUCUAAGGAGCUGCAGAUCAAGAAGCAGUUCCAGGAGACGUGUAAGAUCCAGACUCGGCAGUACAAGGCUCUGCGGGCACACUUGCUGGAGACGACGCCCAAAGCUCAGCACAAGAGCCUCCUUAAGCGGCUCAAAGAAGAACAGACCCGCAAGCUGGCAAUCCUAGCCGAACAGUAUGACCAGUCCAUCUCAGAGAUGCUCAGCUCACAGGCGCUACGGCUUGAUGAGACCCAGGAGGCAGAGUUCCAGGCCCUGCGGCAGCAGCUUCAACAGGAGCUGGAGCUGCUCAAUGCCUACCAGAGCAAGAUCAAGAUCCGCACGGAGAGUCAACACGAGAGGGAGCUACGGGAGCUGGAGCAGAGAGUAGCUCUGAGGCGGGCACUGCUGGAACAGCGGGUGGAAGAGGAGCUGCUGGCCCUGCAGACAGGGCGCUCUGAGCGAAUACGGAGUUUGCUUGAGCGGCAGGCCCGUGAGAUCGAGGCUUUCGAUGCUGAGAGCAUGCGGCUGGGCUUCUCCAGUAUGGCUCUGGGGGGCAUCCCAGCUGAGGCCGCUGCCCAGGGCUAUCCCGCUCCACCCCCUGCCCCCGCCUGGCCCUCCCGUCCUGUUCCCCGUUCAGGGGCACAUUGGAGCCACGGCCCUCCUCCACCAGGCAUGCCCCCACCAGCCUGGCGUCAGCCCUCUCUUCUGGCUCCCCCGGGCCCCCCAAACUGGCUGGGACCCCCAGCGCAGAGUGGGACCCCCCGUGGUGGAGCCCUGCUGCUGCUAAGAAAUAGCCCCCAGCCUCUGCGGCGAGCAGCCUCAGGGGGCAGUGGCAGUGACAAUGUGGGCCCACCUGCUGCCGCAGUGCCUGGGCCUCUGAGCCGCAGCACCAGUGUUGCUUCCCACAUCCUCAAUGGUUCCUCCCACUUCUAUUCCUGAAGUACAAGGUGGAUGAGCAGAUGAAUGAGACGGGUGGGUGGAGCCUGACCCUGAAGGGCUAUAAGCCUAAGGUCUACCCAAGAGUAGGGGACAGGAUGUUGGCUCCAGCUCCCCUUAAACCUCAUCUCAUGAGCUUCUUGGGCUGGCAAGUGGCCCAAGGCCAGCUUGGGCAUAGGUGCCUCAAGGCUGACCAGGAGCCCCUGCCUCCCCACCAUGGUGCCAGGGUCUCUCUCCAUCAUGGCCUCGGGAAAGGAGGGAGAUACGCGUGUCAAAUAUUCAUCUAGUCCCCUGGGGGAGGGGAAGGGUGGGUCUAGAUAUAUUAUAUAAAGAGAACUAUACUACCCGCUGGAAUGGGGCCACGGACUGGGGACGCCAGGCCCCCCAGAUCUGGGAUGUUGCAGAGCAGGUCUGGGGUCUGGGGUGGGGAGAAAGGGAGGAAAAGGCCUUCCUGAAAGAAGGAUCAGGAUGAGGUCUUGGGGUCAGGAUGCCUGGGUCUCCAUCCCCCCAUUGCUGUCUGACGUCCUGUGCCGUCUUGUCUUUUAUCUUUUUUUUUUUUAAUUGAAAUCAGAGCUGGGGCAGGGAAACAAGAUAAGAACCUUUCGAAGGGGCUGCUCCCAGGCCUGGGAACAGUCAUGGGAGCUCCUCCCAGCUACGGGGCUGGCACGGAGCCCCAUGGCAAGCUUUUAAUAAACUGUUGGUUAUUCUAACAGA